CAGUACGCAGCAGUGCCACCAACCAGUUCCGCCCACCUGUGCCCAGCAGUGCGCCCACCUGUGCUCAGCAGUGCCAGCCACUUGUGCCCAGCAGUGCGCCCAGCACAGUGCCACCCACCUGUGCCCACCAGUGCCACCCACUUGUGCCCACCAGUGCCACCCACCAGUGCCCAUCAGUGCCACCCAUCAGUGCAGCCCAGCAGUGCUGCCAGUCAGUGCCCAGCGGUUGUGCCAGUCAGUGCCAAGCAGUUGCGCCAGUCAAUGCCUAGCAGUGCCGCCAGUCAGUGCCUAGCAGUGAUGCCAGUCAAUGCCACCUAUCAGUGCUGUCUAUCAGUGCCACCUAUCCGUGACACCUCA
This is a messenger RNA of Staurois parvus, 357 nucleotides long. The record is from the annotation of a GenBank genome assembly. NCBI's taxonomy places the organism in Eukaryota, Metazoa, Chordata, Amphibia, Anura, Ranidae.